GCACCCAGAACAACGGGAAACUUGAGAGGAGAGACGCUGGGAGGAGGAGGAAGUGGCGGCCCCGCCCGGCUCCGGGAUGGAAGGAAGGUUCUAGUAGGCUGACUGUGAAUGCUCGGAGAGGCAAUUAGGUCUGGAACCUCAAUGCUGACUAGUGAGGGCCUUGGGCUGCCAGCAGAAGGCGGAAGAUGGAUCAGGUGGCAGCCUUGGAGCUCAGGUCUGUGGACCUGCUGAGCCCCAGGAACAACAAGGAGCACCACACGCAGGAGAUGGGCCUGCGGCGGCUCAUCGUGCGCCGUGGGCAGCUCUUUCAUAUCCGGCUGGGCUUCCAACGGCCCUUCCAGCCCCACGCUGACUACGUCACCUUUGUGGUAGAGACUGGACCGGAACCUACCGAGCUGCUGGGGACCCGAGCCACGUUCCCACUCACCCAGGCCCCGCGUGGGAAUGUCUGGCGGGCUUCUGACUUCGCCAUCGACUCCAGCUUCCUCCAGGUCUCCCUUUCCUCCCCAGCCAACGCAGUUAUUGGCCACUACACUCUCAAGAUAGAGAUCUCUCAGAGUCAGGGGCACCGUGUGACUUCCCCGCUGGGGACCUUCACCCUGCUGUUCAACCCUUGGAGCGCAGAGGACGACGUCUACCUGCCAAGUGAAAUGCUGCUGCAAGAGUACAUCCUGAGAGACUACGGCUUUGUCUACAAGGGGCACGAAACGCUCGUCACCACCUGGCCCUGGAACUACGGGCAGUUCGAAGAGGACAUUCUCGAUAUCUGCUUUGAGAUCCUGAACAAAAGCCUGCAUUUCUUAAGCAACCCGUCCCGAGACUGUUCGCGGCGGAGCGACGUGGUGUACGUGUGCAGGGUGGUGAGCGCCAUGAUCAACAGCAAUGACGACAGCGGCGUGCUGGAAGGCAACUGGGGCGAGGACUACUCCAGGGGGCUCAGCCCGCUGGAGUGGAACGGCAGCGUGGCCAUCCUGCGGCAGUGGUCAGCGGGGGGCGGGCAGCCUGUCAAGUACGGACAGUGCUGGGUCUUUGCCUCUGUCAUGUGCACCGUAAUGCGAUGCUUAGGUGUUCCAACCCGUGUUGUUUCCAACUUCCGUUCUGCACACAAUGUGGAUGGGAACUUGACCAUUGACACCUACUAUGACCAAAACGCAGAGAUGCUGCCGACUCAGAAACGAGACAAAAUCUGGAAUUUCCAUGUCUGGAACGAAUGCUGGAUGAUCCGGAAAGACCUCCCACCCGGAUACAAUGGGUGGCAGGUGGUGGACCCCACCCCCCAGCAAACCAGCAGUGGGCUGUUCUGCUGUGGCCCUGCCUCUGUGAAGGCCAUCAGGGAAGGGGAGGUGCACCUGGCCUACGACACCCCUUUUGUGUUCGCCGAGGUGAACGCUGAUGAAGUGGUGUGGCUGUCCAGGGAUGGCCAGGCCCAGGAAGUGCUGGCCCACGAUAGCCGCUCCAUCGGGAAGGAGAUCAGCACCAAGGCGGUCGGCUCAGACCAGCGCCAGGACAUCACCAGCUCCUACAAGUACCCAGAAGGAUCUCCAGAGGAGCGCUCCGUGUUCAUGAAGGCUUCCCAGAAAAUGCUGGGGCCCAACAGGGCCUCUUCGCCGCUCCUGGAUCUCCUGGGGUCCAGGGGCUCUGAGGACCAGCCGGCGCGGCUGCGGCUUCACCUGUCCAGGACGCCCGUGUGGGGCCAGGACUUGCUGCUGAUGCUGCAUGCCCAGAGGGUGCCAGACACAGCCCACGGCCGGGGUCCCAUGGGAUUGGUGGUACGGUUCUGUGCACAGACCCUGCUGCACGCAGGCGGCACCUGGGGGCCCCUCUGGAGGCAAACGGUGCACCUGAACCUGGACUUUGGGAAGGAGAUCUGGUGGCCACUCCUGCUGCCCUACAGCACUUAUAGAAACAAGCUGACGGAUGAGAAGCUGAUCCGCGUGUCGGGCAUCGCUGAGGUUGAGAAGACAGGGAGAUCCAUCCUGGUCCUGAAGGACAUCUCUCUGGAGCCUCCCCACUUGUCGAUCGAGGUGUCUGGAAGGGCGGAGGUGGGCAAGGCGCUCAGAGUCCACAUCACCCUCACCAACACCCUCACGGUGUCUCUGAGGAACUGCACGAUGGUGCUGGAGGGCAGUGGCCUCAUCAGUGGGCAGCUGUCAGAUGACCUUGGGACGCUGGAGGCGGGACACACCAUGCAGAUUCAAGUGGACCUGUACCCCGUCAGGGCGGGGCCCCGCCAGCUGCAAGUCCUCAUCAGCAGCGACGAACUCAAGGAGAUCAAGGGCUACAAGGACAUUUUUGUCACUGCAGCGAGAGUUUCCUGAGUCCUGCCCUUCCCUCUUCUUGGCCUCCCGGUUCCCAAGCCUUCCUGGAGCCCUCCCCAGCCUCCCAGCCUCCCAGCCCCACCUUGCUCCCUGCUACUCCUGGCUGUGUUAUCUUCACUACAGCUGGGUCCUCUGCCCGGCCUGCCUGGGGGAUGGGUGGUGGUGGUGGUGAAUGCAACUCUGUUAGGACCUCUGUGCACCUUGUCAAGGGGCAGGGACGUCUCAUUCAUCGCAGGACUCUAACAAGCGGCUCCGUGCCACCAGCUGGUGCUCUUGGCCUGGCUGCCAGCAGUGUGGCUGGGCCCUCGCUGCUCCUCCUACCCUCUCUCUCCUCUCCACCCAGGGCUUCAUCCAUAAAAUAAGCCCAGCAUGAUUGCCUGUGGAGCGGCCCCUCUGGAGCUAAUCUCCCAGGUCUCUGUGCUGCAGGGGUCUUAGCAAGGGCCAUGACUGUGACUGCAGCACCCCCUAGGCCACUGACCAAAGCUGCCCAGCCUGCUUUCUUUGCUGGUGGCCCACUAGCCUUCCGGAAGGGUGAGGCAGCUGCCUUCCCACGGGCAGUCAUUCAGCAAACACUGGCUGUGGCAGGCGUGCGGCAGGCCCCCCACCCCACCGCAUGAUGACCUGGCUGGCUCCCUCCAGCCACAGGCCCUGGCCUUUGCCAGCCCCAGCCUGCUGCUCUGCCCCCCUCACCCCAACCUCGCAGCCUCUCCUCCUUGGUGUCCCCUGUUUCUGUUAUUUUAGGGACAAAGGGAACCAUUCUUUUGUAUAGCCCCCCUCCCCAGUGGUUAUCGAAACCAUUCAUGCUCAUUCCAGACAAUUUGGAAAGACAGCGAAGUGAAAAGAAACUAAGAGAAAAACCACAGCACUGCUCCUCCGGAGGAAAUCCCUGCCGAUAGUGCCGAAGCGGCAUUCUGGGCCUCCCCUCCCACUGUGUGUGCACGAGCAUUUUAAGUCACCACUGCGGGUGUUUGGUGCCACUGUUAAACUGCUUGGGACACCUGCAUCCCAUACCUGAGAGCCUGGGUUCCAGCCCCUGCUCCACUCCUGAUUCCAGCUUCCUGCAAACGUGCGCCCUGCGAGGCAGCAGGCGAUGGCUCAAACAGCCAGGC
Molecule: messenger RNA, 3427 nt
Organism: Oryctolagus cuniculus (rabbit)
Lineage: Eukaryota; Metazoa; Chordata; Mammalia; Lagomorpha; Leporidae
Source: RefSeq, a predicted model, not a curated record